UGGACACACGCUCAUCGCCGAAGUAGGCAAGAUCGAUCUUGAACGGCUUCAGUCAACCCUAGAGAGAAGAUGGCAUCUUACUCAGCCAUGGUGAGCACUAUCGGAGCUCGCUUUGCUUACAGUCCAUCGAUGGAUGUGCCAAAGAAGAGACAGCCAAUGCCUUCAUUGGCGUCGGCACCUUACCGGCGGCGAGAUUCCGCGCUGGUGGUGAUGGCGGUCGCAAUCAACCAGGAAAUUCGCAAGAACGAGGAUAAGGUCGUCGAUUCCGUAGUUGUCUCCGAGCUCUCGAAACCUCUCACCGCCUACUGCCGGUGCUGGAAAUCGGGGACGUUUCCUCUAUGCGACGGGAGCCAUGUUAAGCAUAACAAAGCCACUGGCGAUAAUGUUGGCCCAUUGCUUGUAAAGAAGUGAGAAAUUAGCUUGUUAGGCCUCGUUAAAGAGUAAUGGUUGGUUUCUUCCCUCUUUUAAACCUUGCUGUUCUAAAAUGUUUUAACUGUUUAUGAGUUUAGUUCUCCCCACUAAUAUAUAUGCUAUGACUGUAAGUUCUCCCCAGUUCUUUGUUAUUCUGAUGCCAUUUAGUUUAGAA
This is a messenger RNA of Dendrobium catenatum, 586 nucleotides long. RefSeq names its product CDGSH iron-sulfur domain-containing protein NEET. The record is from RefSeq and is a predicted model, not a curated record. Bases 70 to 411 code for a protein of 113 amino acids. Lineage: Eukaryota; Viridiplantae; Streptophyta; Magnoliopsida; Asparagales; Orchidaceae. Gene Ontology annotation, biological process: regulation of autophagy. Gene Ontology annotation, molecular function: 2 iron, 2 sulfur cluster binding. The transcript is spliced from 2 exons. Gene Ontology annotation, cellular component: intracellular membrane-bounded organelle; mitochondrial outer membrane.